CCCCCCCUCAUCGAUCUCUCGCCCUUCCCAGCCUUCCACAGGAUGUCAGAUCCCGGGCCGCGUGGCGGGUCCGCGCGUCGCUAUGACCGCUCUGGUGAUGAUCGCCCUCACUCCGGGAGGGCCGUCGACCCGGGCCGGCACCACGAGCGUGGCCGGGACCGGAGCCGCGAGCGUGGCCGCAGCCGGGACCGUAGUCGGGACCGGAGCCGGGACCGCGACCGCGGCGGCCGCGACCGGAGCCGUGAUCGUGGCCGCGACCGCGAUUAUGAUCGGGGGCGUCCUCGGGGCGGGCGUAGUCGCAGCCGCGACCGCAGCCGCGACAGGUACUACGAGCGCGGCGGCCGGGAUCGUAGCCCCUCACGCAGCGACCGAGACCGUAGCUCCUCGCGCAGUGGCCGCGACCGUAGCCCCUCGCGCCGCGACCGGUCGCCGCACCAGCGCCGCCGCCGGUACUCGCGCAGUCCCUCUCCCCUGCCGCGCUUCGCCGCCCCCAGCUCUUCAGCCUCGUCUCGCGGGGAUGGCCCGGCUGGACGCACCUCCGGGCACCAUGCCAAGCAGACCCCCCACAACCAGGAGCCCAUGUCCGAGGAGGAUGCCAUGAAGGCAUUCCUGGGUUUCAGUGGCUUUUCCUCCACUCAGGGCAAGCAGGUUGCCGGGCAGGUGGACGGCGCGGUGCACGUUCAGAAGAUGCGCACCUACCGCCAGUACAUGAACCGUGUCGGUGGCUUCAACCGGGCCCUGGAUAAUUAGCUCCUCUGUUUUGGGCCUCCCUCCGCUUGUCUCAGCCUAAUACAGGGGUGUAUGUUUGCC
Messenger RNA from Fonticula alba, 810 nucleotides. RefSeq lists its product as hypothetical. Gene Ontology annotation, biological process: RNA splicing. The transcript is spliced from 2 exons. Lineage: Eukaryota; Rotosphaerida; Fonticulaceae. Gene Ontology annotation, cellular component: precatalytic spliceosome. Bases 43 to 750 code for a protein of 235 amino acids. The record is from RefSeq and is a predicted model, not a curated record.